AUGGAAGAGCGCAAGCAACAGACAACUCCCCUACCAACACUUCUAGGCACACUAACACCAGAAGAGCGCCAAACCCUUGUCCGAUUUAAAGAAGCACUAGGAGGGAAUUUUGAUGACCAUACUUUAGGCAGAUUUCUUCGUGCAAGAAAAUUCAACUUUGAUAAAGCAAUGGAAAUGUUUCAAAAUUAUGCCAUUUUAGGUAAAUUGACCAUUUUUUAAUAAGAUUUACUAUAGAUUUUUAAGUAGAGAAAUAAGGAAUAUCUUAGGUGGAGACAAGAGUUUGGCGUUGAUCAAAUUAUGUCAUAUGAGUUCCCUGAGCUUGAGCAAGUAAAAGCAUGCUAUCCUCAUGGAUUCCAUAAGACUGACUCUCAUGGCAGGCCUAUUUAUAUUGAAAGAAUAGGAUCAUUAGACUUAAAGAGACUGUUCGAAAUUACUACAGAAGAAAGAAUGAUCAGAUAUUAUGUAAAAUCUUAUGAAACCAUGCUGAAUGUCCAAAUUCCUGCAUGUGCCAUAGCAGCUGGACACCCAGUAGAGCAAUCAUUGACUAUUCUCGACUUAGGAGGCUCUUCCACAAAAUUAAUGAGCAAAAAAGUGUACAAGUUUAUACAAAUGGCUUCAAAGAUCGGACAGGAUUAUUAUCCAGAAAUGCUUGGGAGGAUGUUUAUUGUGAAUACUCCUAUGCUUUUUUCAGUAGCAUGGAAAGUAAUAAGGCCGUGGCUUGAUGAAAGAACUCAACAUAAGAUUAGCCUUGAGGAAUGCACAUAUUUUCUUGAUUAAAAUAUUAUUAUAAAAUUGAAUUUGAAAAAAAAAAUUAGCCUUGAAGGAAGUAAAUUUCAGAAAAAAUUAUUUUUUUAAUAGUAAAUUUGAUUAUAUAUAGAAUAGUACACUUUUAUUGGAAUUUAAAGAUAAUAGGAUAUUGGAAUUAGCUCCAGCUGACAAUGUUCCACACAUUUUAGGAGGCAAUUGCAACUGUGAAAGAGGCUGCCUUUACAGUAACGCAGGGCCUUGGAACGACCCAUUAAUCCAAGCACAGAUUGGUAUUAGAAAUGUCCGUGUUUCAGAAGUCGCAGAACUAGAGUCACAGCGGAAACAGGCAGAAGAAGAAAAAAAGGGAUAA
This is a messenger RNA of Blepharisma stoltei, 1117 nucleotides long. The record is from the annotation of a GenBank genome assembly. NCBI's taxonomy places the organism in Eukaryota, Ciliophora, Heterotrichea, Heterotrichida, Blepharismidae.